UAUGGUCCCUUAUGUCAGCUCACAACUCUCAAUGGAUCAGAUGUCGCUUACUGAAGUGGAGGAGGACAAAUGUGUGAAAGCUACCCAGAACUCACAACUCUCCACAGAACAGGCCACAACAGCAAGCCAGUCAUCACAAUAUUCUUCAUGGAGUGAGGAAAACCAAAACACACUUGGGGUUGUUAAUUCAGCGUUAUCAUCGUUGUCAAAUGGGGAAAUAAGUCCAAUUAAGUUCCAACUUCAAAGUCAGGUCAGUGAGCUGGGAAAAAGUUCAAAGAGGUAUUUUAAAAGAAAGGCAACAGAGACUGUUGAAACAGUCUUAAAUGCAAUUGCCCCUGGACAAGCAAAUGACCUCCUUAAUUUGGUUACUCCUACUAGUUCAUUGCUUAUCACUGAUCAAUUGGACAAAGUUAAUUCGGAACUUUUAAACACUAUUAUCAAACUUUAUCAGGAGACCGAAAACAACACUGUAAAAUGCCAACUUUUAUCCCUUGUGUCAAGAUCCAUGUCAAAAUCUGAGCUUAUAAGGUGUAUUCCUGGAUUGACAUAUUAUAAGAUUGACCAGGCAAGGCUACAUUCUACCUUAUAUGGACCUGGAAAAAUGCAGAAGAAACUGACAAAACAGAAAAGACAAAGAAUGGAUCCUGCUAAACUAGAGCAUGCACUUAAUUUCUUUUGGAAUCCAACACUACACCAGGUUGUUUCAUAUGGAACAAGGAAUGUCAAACUAGAGUCUGGUGAAACUAUCACAAUUCCUGAUGUUGUUCGGACAGCAUGCCACUCCGCUAUAAUUAAAAUGUAUACCACAUACUGUGUUGAAACAGGCUUUGAACCACUUUCAAAUGCUACACUUUAUAAAAUUUUGAAUGCAUGUGCUGCAUCAAAACGCAAAAGUUUGAAGGGGCUGGACAACAUUACAGCAGAUGGCCAUGAUGCCAUUGACAGUAUAAUCCAUUUGGUUGAACAGCUGGAAUUAAAAGGACAGAUUACAAAGGAGAUGACAAAAAACUUUAUUUCAAAACUAACUGCCAGCAAAGUGUAUCUGAAAACUGAUUUUAAAGUGCAUGUAACCCAAUCGUCCAGUUGUGCUGACCACUGUAUUGCAUAUGCCUUAAGUGAUCCUUUGGAUGCUUCAUUCAAAAACACAUGCAACCAUCAGCACCAAUUGGAAUGUGACCGUUGUCAACUUUUCAAAGAAGUUACAACUGAUCUUAGACAGUACAUCAAUACAGUCUUUGAAUCUAUUUGUGAGGAAGCAACUGAAUUAAUUACAGAACUGGAUGUACAUGUAGCAUCAGUUGAAGCCUGGAAAGCUCACAUAGUCCGAAUAGUCAACCAGGAUUUGUGCAGAACUGAUAUGCUAGAACAUCUAGAACAAAAUCAAACUCUUUUGAUCCUAGAUUGGGCCAUGAAAUUUCUCCCCCUACAUUUUUGUGAAAAACAAAGUGACUGGUUUGCCCAGAAAGGAAUCAAUUGGCAUGUGACAGUGAGUGUUUUCAAGGAUGACAAUGGAGAUUUAAAGCAUAAAUCCUACACCCAUAUUUGUGAUGGAACAAAGCAGGACUGGUUUUCUGUAUGCUCGGUGUUGGAGAAUGUGUUGACAACAUUGAAGAAGGAGCGUUCAUGUUUAACUGAGGCCUUCUUAAGAAGUGACAAUGCUGGAUGUUAUCACUGUGGACAUAUGUGGUUAGCACUCAAUGGUGUUAGCAGAAGAACAGGUGUGAAAAUCAGAAGAUUUGAUUAUAGUGAAGCCCAAACAGGAAAAUCCUACUGUGAUUGUAAGAUUGCACAUAUGAGAGCAAAGAUCAAAGUCUAUGCAGCAUCAGGACACAAUGUGACAUCAGCUUCAGAUAUGAAGGAAGCAAUUGACUCUGGAUCAGGUGUAGUAGGAUGUCAGGCAGCUGUAGCCUCUGUAGAUACAAGGAACCAAACCCUUACUGCCCACAAGAUCAAAGGUGUGACAAGUUUCAACAAUAUCUGUUUUGAAGAUGACAGCAUCAGAUUUUUUAGAUAUUAUAGAAUUGGCGAGGGAAAUGCAGUGCCAUUAACUACUUUCCAAAACAUGGGAAAUUGUCAACAGGCCACCACAAGUAUCCGGAUAGAGGAAGAUUUCAAAAUACCUCAAAAUUCCAUGGGUAAAAUUACACAACCUCAAACAUCUGUACCACCUAGUACAAGCCCUUUAGUUAGUGAUACAUCUGAAUGUGCAGCUGAACCAGAGAACAGUAAUGUGUUUUUUUGUACUGAGCCAGGAUGUGAGAAAAUGUUUCAGACAACCAAUGGUUUAGACAAUCACCUAUUUACAGGGAAACAUGUAUACAGUCUGCAAAAAAAGUCUACUUAUGAUGAAAUCAGAUUGAAGUGGGUUGAAAAAUGCAAUUCCCUUUUGAAAGAUACAUUACCAGCAAAGCCAGAUGAUGAUGAACUAAAAUUAAGCCUAUGUCAGACAAAUGAAACUAUAGCAACUGUUUCAAUUGGAUGGGCAAUGAAGAAGAACAGGAAGGUUGCUAGAUAUUCUGAGGCGAUCAAAAAGUACCUAACAGAUAUAUAUGAGGAAGGGGAACAAACCAACAUCAAGUCAAAUGCUAUAGAUGUAUCCAGAAAAAUGAAAUCCAUUAGGGAUUCCAAUGGCCACUUGUUAUUCAAGGCAACAGAGCGCCUACAACCUUCGCAAAUUGCUGCAUAUUUCUCUAGGUUAACAGUACUUUCCCGAAAAAGAGGACAGGGAAAAGGCGAAAACAUUGAGAUAGAUGAUACCCAGCUGGAUGCAGUUUUACAGGCAUUAGAGGAGAAAGAGUUGAGAGACGAGAUAGAGCACAUGUAAUUCAUUAAUACAAACAUGUGAGAUGUAAGUUACACGACAUGACAUAUGCUACCUGGUGUGAGAUUAUGAGAUGUUAGUAAUUUACAUCA
Pecten maximus is the source of this 2913-nucleotide messenger RNA. RefSeq lists its product as uncharacterized. The transcript is spliced from 6 exons. The coding region runs from base 2 to 2824 and encodes 940 amino acids. The record is from RefSeq and is a predicted model, not a curated record. NCBI's taxonomy places the organism in Eukaryota, Metazoa, Mollusca, Bivalvia, Pectinida, Pectinidae.